Messenger RNA from Ambispora leptoticha, 1083 nucleotides. The record is from the annotation of a GenBank genome assembly. Lineage: Eukaryota; Fungi; Glomeromycota; Glomeromycetes; Archaeosporales; Ambisporaceae.
AUGUCUUCAACAACAGCUACGGCGACUACCACUUCAACCUUUGCUGUCAUGCCACAACCAAAUGAACGUGACGUUACAAUCGAGUUAGAACCACAAGUUGCAAAAUUUCACGACAAACAUAGCGUGAAUUAUAUAAUACGGUCCGGUCUUGCAGGAGGGAUAGCCGGUUGCAUGGCAAAGUCUGCAGUCGCGCCGUUUGAUAGGGUAAAGAUAUUAUUUCAGACUAAUAAUCCACAUUAUCAAGCAUACGCAGGUACAUGGACGGGUGUAUUUGUAGCUGGUAAAAGGAUUUAUCAUGCUUCAGGUCCUAGAGGUUUAUUUCAAGGACACUCUGCUACAUUAAUUAGGAUUUUUCCAUACGCUGCAAUAAAAUUUGUCGCAUAUGAACAAUUUCGUCAUUUAAUAAUGAAAACAAGACAAGAUGAAACGUCAGCAAGGCAAUUUCUGGCAGGAUCACUAGCUGGAAUUACAUCAGUCUUAUUUACAUAUCCGUUAGAAUUAAUACGUGUUAGACUAGCAUACGAAGAUCGAAAAGAUAUUCCCGUAGGAAUCCGAUCAAUAUGUCAACAGAUAUACCACGAGCCAGCUGGAUCACGAAACACAAUAAUCCACCUGCCGAUAAUGAACUUUUAUCGAGGCUUAAUACCAACAAUCCUUGGAAUGGUUCCCUACGCGGGAGUAUCAUUUCUAAUGCAUCACUGGCUAUCAAACUUGUGUCGGACAACAUUUGCAGAUUUUACCACGUCGCCUUCUCUAGCAGCUGGAAAACUAGAUAGUCGGGGACAAGAAAGACGAGCUCCGCUUAAAACAUGGGCAGAACUUGUGGUUGGUGGACUGUCGGGUGCUAUUGCGCAGACUGCCUCCUAUCCUUUCGAGAUUAUAAGACGGCGGAUGCAAGUUUAUGGCACGUUGGAUCCGACAAAGUUUGCAAGUAUGUUGGAGACUACUCGCAAUAUCUGGCGAACUAGAGGGUUACCCGGGUUCUAUAUCGGAUUGAGUAUUGGUUAUUUGAAAGUUACCCCGAUGAUGGCUGUCUCGUUUACUGUGUAUUAUCGUAUGAAAUUACUAUUAAAUAUUGAUUAG